CCUGAUGGACGGCCCACCUGAUGGACGGAAUUGCUCGAUGCCUCCUCUCGCGAGUUCCAUGGGACGGGUAUAUGUAAGGGAGAUGGUUGGACUUUCGGAUCAUAUCCAUUUGUGGCGGUCUCUGAAACCAGUGAUUCUCAAGGAUAGGAACAAAGUUGAAACAUGGGGAAGAGGAAGUCACGUGCAAAGCCGCCUCCAAAGAAGCGGAUGGACAAGCUUGAUACUGUCUUUAGUUGCCCCUUCUGCAACCAUGGAACAAGUGUUGAGUGUCGCAUUGAUAUGAAGAAUUUGAUCGGUGAAGCCACUUGCAGGAUUUGCCAAGAGAGUUUCAGCACAGCGAUCACUGCUUUAUCUGAACCCAUAGAUGUGUACAGUGAAUGGAUUGAUGAAUGCGAGCGUGUCAACAACGUUGAAGAUGAGGCUGCCUAAGCUUCUACUGGGACGCAUGUUACCGUCAGUCUUCAGGGUUGGAGGAAAAUGGCAGCCUGGUCAUUUCUCUUUGCUCAUUUUCUCAUUGACCUAGAUGAUGAAGCUAUACCGGGAGUCCAAUAUCUUUAUGUAUGGAAAUGGUGUCUAAGUACCGUGUAAGCUAAGUUGGUCUCCGAUAAUAUUUCUGUUGCAAAGUUGCCACCUGGUGCACUUGAUUUCUAUCAUCACAUAUUAUUCACUUGCCAAAAAUGUUUUCGAGUUUCAGACUAGGCCCUUGGUGCAUUUAAAUGGGUUAUCCAACCUCACCAUUUAAUUGA
Magnolia sinica is the source of this 746-nucleotide messenger RNA. RefSeq names its product transcription elongation factor 1 homolog. Gene Ontology annotation, molecular function: RNA polymerase II complex binding. The record is from RefSeq and is a predicted model, not a curated record. Gene Ontology annotation, biological process: transcription elongation by RNA polymerase II. The coding region runs from base 163 to 429 and encodes 88 amino acids. Gene Ontology annotation, cellular component: transcription elongation factor complex. The transcript is spliced from 5 exons. NCBI's taxonomy places the organism in Eukaryota, Viridiplantae, Streptophyta, Magnoliopsida, Magnoliales, Magnoliaceae.